AUGGCAAAGGCAAUUCCUGAGAUAAUACUGAGCUGCGGUAACGACAUUCUAGCCAUGCCAGUGAUUGGCAUGGGAACUGCAUACCCUGCGGCGGAUCCAGAAACAGACAAGGCUGCGGUUCUUGAAGCCAUUAAAGCCGGCUACCGCCACUUUGACACCGCCUUAGUUUACGGGUCGGAAAAAUAUCUAGGUCAAGCCAUAUCCGAUGCUGUGCGUCUUGGACUCAUCAAGUCCAGGAGUGAGGUGUUCAUCACCACCAAGCUUUUUGCCAGCUUUGCUGAGAAGGAUCUUGUGGUGCCUGCCCUCAACAUGAGUUUAAGGAAUCUGCAACUGGAGUACGUGGAUAUGUACAUAAUUCAUUGGCCCUUCAAAUUUGGGGGAGAGGUGAAGAGUAUGCCUGUUGCAAAAGAGAUGGUGCUACCUCUAGAUUUGAAGUCAGUUUGGGGAGGCAUGGAAGAGUGCAAGAGACUUGGCCUUGCCAGGGGCAUUGGCGUCAGUAAUUUCACUUGCAACAUGCUUCAGGACCUCCUUUCCAUUGCCAAAAUCCCUCCCGUCCUCAACCAAUUGGAGAUGAGCCCAGCUUGGCAGACAAAGAAACUGAAUGACUUCUGUAAGGCAAAGGGUAUCCAUGUUACAGCUUACUCUCCCCUGGGCGGAGCUAACAGUCGAGUAGGAGACGACAGGGUUUUAUGCUCAAACAUCCUCGAAGACAUUGCCAAAGCCAAAGGCAAAACAACUGCUCAGGUAUCGUUGAGGUGGGUUUAUGAGCAAGGGGUGAGCAUGGUAACAAAAAGCAACAACAAGGAAAGAAUGAAGCAGAACGUUGACAUAUUCGAUUGGUCGUUGACUGACGAGGAAUUGGAAAAGAUUAGUCAUUUUCCUCAGCGGAAAGCAGUCACCUUUGCCUCAAUUGUUGGGCCGCAUGAUCUAAUUGUCGACAUUGACGCCCAACUAUGA
Molecule: messenger RNA, 957 nt
Organism: Prunus armeniaca (apricot)
Lineage: Eukaryota; Viridiplantae; Streptophyta; Magnoliopsida; Rosales; Rosaceae
Source: the annotation of a GenBank genome assembly